Molecule: messenger RNA, 480 nt
Organism: Trypanosoma brucei brucei TREU927
Lineage: Eukaryota; Euglenozoa; Kinetoplastea; Trypanosomatida; Trypanosomatidae
Product: clathrin coat assembly protein AP19, putative
Exons: 1
Coding region: 1-480 (159 amino acids)
Biological process (GO): vesicle-mediated transport; protein transport
Cellular component (GO): intracellular membrane-bounded organelle; AP-1 adaptor complex
Molecular function (GO): clathrin-cargo adaptor activity
Source: RefSeq, a predicted model, not a curated record
AUGAUAAGAUAUCUUUUGCUUAUAAGUCGCCAAGGCAAAGUACGGUUGGCGAAGUGGUACGUUUCCAUACCGAACAAAGAAAAAACUCGAAUUGUUCGUGAACUUUGCCAAACCGCUUUGGGUCGUUCCGCCCGUUUCUCCAACGUGUUGGAGCUCCGCGGCUCCAAAUAUGUUUGCCAGCGGUAUGCGUCUCUUUAUUUUAUUGCCUGCAUUGACAAGCAAGACAAUGAAUUGGCAAUUUUGGAGAUGAUUCACCACUUCGUAGAGCUAUUGGACCGAUACUUUGGCAAUGUUUGCGAGCUGGACCUUAUCUUCAACUUCCACCGGGCAUAUUUUGUGCUUGACGAAGUUAUUUUGGGAGGGGAAUUGGAAGACACAAGUAAGAAAUCAAUAUUACGGCAGAUUGAAAUGCACGAGGCGGCAGCGGAGGACACGGAAUUAUCCAGAGGAUCCGGCACAAAUUCCUCAAAGGCACGCUAA